AUGGAAGGACAGCAAGCCGAACCGAAAUUAUCUCUGGACGCUCCGAUCCCGCUAUCGUUUCCCUCAUUGUUGCGCAAUCCCGGGGUCUCGAGUCGUUAUGCUCAUCUGUACGAACCUCAUUUCAAAGCUACACCGCCUGACACUCCCAGGAUACCCAAGAAGACGAGAAGAGAUGAGAACGGUGGAAGACGAUGGGUGAGAAGGAAGGAGAACGCUCAAUUUAUCGACAACCCCCAUGUUGUGGCUGCGACCAGAAAAGACUAUUUGAUAGAAGCCACGCCGGUGAAAGUCACUUUUCCAGAACCUCUACCACCUUAUCUUUCUCGCUCUGCCAAGGUGCCUUCCAGGCUUGCCCCAGAGCUCGAUGCAAAGUCUGCGAACGCAGGGAGGUUCUCUAUGAGCUUGAAAGGAAUGAGAAGAGACUUGCGAAAAUGUGGGUACCGUGCUGAAGUUCUAGUGGGGGACAUAGAAACCGAGAUCAUGGCGUGGUUGGAUGCUGGAGGGGCUGUUGUUGCGCCAAAUCUCCAUGAAGACGUUCUGCAGUCACCAGGAAGAUCACUAGGCAACACUCACACCGUCCUUGAAGUCUCUCGGACACCAUUACAGCUCGUCUGGGAUACAGCAGGCGAUCCUUUUGCCCGCUAUGUCGUUCACUGCUGUGCAAGAUUUCAUAAUGUGGUCAGUUACAGUAAAGAUGUCUCCGGAAGGCGCCUCACCUACAUGCUACGUCCAAACGUAACACGACCAGACCAUAAUGCUGCGAUUGGAUUAGAUACACCACCCGCAACAGACAUCGACACUUCGUCCCAAUUUGCCUCAGAUUCAGACUUCCAUUCGGAUUUGGACUCGCCCUCUGAUUUGGCAGAGUCGGAUCAUGAACGUGAAGUGCCCCAUCUAUCGACUAUUAUCGAGACAUCAACACCGAUAUCGUCUGCUUUUUCGGACGAGAAUUGGUCGGUUAUAGGUGGAUCUGAUAUGGAUGGAGACGAGUCAGAGAAUGGCAGUGGCUUGUUGGACAGUCUCGCUUCUUUGACUAUCCAUGGACAGUGUCCCGAUAGGAUUUUGGGUACUAUCUCUUCCACGCCAGCGUCGAUGCGUUCACGCCUCGAGGACAGGCGACAACACCUUCGAUCCACCUCGUCACCGUCCCGAUCGCCAGCUCGUCGAGCGGCAAGGCGUCCACAAUCUGGUCUCAAUGUACGGACACGACCAGCAAGAACCUUGUAUAACUUGAUUUACGGUUCCUAG
Messenger RNA from Marasmius oreades (fairy-ring Marasmius), 1248 nucleotides. RefSeq lists its product as uncharacterized. The record is from RefSeq and is a predicted model, not a curated record. Lineage: Eukaryota; Fungi; Basidiomycota; Agaricomycetes; Agaricales; Marasmiaceae. The transcript has 3 exons. The coding region runs from base 1 to 1248 and encodes 415 amino acids.